Messenger RNA from Plutella xylostella (diamondback moth), 1374 nucleotides. RefSeq names its product carbonic anhydrase 3. Gene Ontology annotation, molecular function: zinc ion binding; carbonate dehydratase activity. Lineage: Eukaryota; Metazoa; Arthropoda; Insecta; Lepidoptera; Plutellidae. Gene Ontology annotation, cellular component: cytoplasm. The record is from RefSeq and is a predicted model, not a curated record.
AUGUCGAUUGGCAUCCGUGCACUAAAUCCUUCAGAUAGAGCAGAUCUUUCUCCGUUCAGUGCGCAGACGCAGCCGUCUUACAUUGUGAAACACAAUCCGACCCCGGCUGAAGAAAUCUAUGAAUGGCUUCGAAAUAAAAAUAGCAUUUUAAGCAAUUACAAAGCUGUUCGUCCCUACCAAGACGACGCGACAUGCCGCCCCAACACCCUGAGCGAUGAUGCGGACGACAUCCAGCGACAACUGGAUAGCGAGGCCAGAGACAGAUUCAAGUAUGGUCUUCCGAAAACUAUUUGGAUACUAAAUUUCCCAUUUACAACGCCCGUGUCAGUAAAAAGAGGACUCUUCCAUGGUUGCGCUUCUUCUAAAUGUCAAACCUUUGAUACUUCUAAUGAAGCUAUUUGGGAGUGGAGCUAUCCGAAUGAGUGUCAAUGGGCGUGCCACUUCCCGGCGUGUGGCGGCCCCCUGCAGUCCCCCAUCAACCUGCGCCUCGACAACGUGGUCCGGGAGAGGAUGCGACCGCUGGACUUCCACAACUGGAACCAGAGGCCCGAGGAAUUGACGCUGAGGAACGAUGGGGAGAAAUUGGUGAUCACCGGCCGCUGGGCGGGCACCAACAUGCGGCCCGCCGUCUCCGGGGGCCCCCUCUACCGGCGGGAAUACUGGUUCCACUCCCUCCACCUGCACUGGCCCUCAGAACACGCAAUCGACGACGGAGUCCUGCCCUUCGAGACCCAGUCGGUGCAUGUUGCUGACGGCUACUGUGACCUCGCGCAAGCCACCAACGCGUUCACGGCUGGCUUGGAUAAUAAGAGCACUGUGCUCAUUAUCUCUAAUAUGUAUAGGUACUCGGACAUCAGGUCGGAGCUGUCUGAUCUGGGUCUGCUGGACUCGCUGCGGCGCGCGGCGCGCGGGCGGCGCGGGGACAUACCGCUGCCGAGACGACCGCUCAGCUUCUAUGUGCCACGGUUCCAGGACUACGCGACGUACCGUGGCUCGGUGCCGUUCCCGCCGUGCACGCCGUGUGUCACGUGGGUCGUCCGGGGCCGGCCGCGCACGGUGCCCAGGUGCGCCAUGCACUACAUAAAGAAACUGAAUACAUGCUACGGGGCAAUGGAGGUGAACACCAGGAGCCUGCAGUGGUCCGGAAAUAGAAAAGUAUUGUACUACCCCAACUACCCCACCGACUGCUGAAUCUAUUUGCAAACCUUUUCAUUUUAUGACUAAACGGUAAAACGCUUAAAAGUAUGUAAGCUUCAAACUGUGAUUAUGUAUUCAGAACUGAAUUUCUUCAGUGCUACAGGAGAUUCCCGUGGUUAAUGUAUUCGACAUAGUACUACCUAGUUAUAAUAGUUAUUACAGGAGAUAUCAACUAGU